Fusarium redolens is the source of this 3082-nucleotide messenger RNA. RefSeq lists its product as uncharacterized. Lineage: Eukaryota; Fungi; Ascomycota; Sordariomycetes; Hypocreales; Nectriaceae. The transcript has 5 exons. The record is from RefSeq and is a predicted model, not a curated record. The coding region runs from base 97 to 2961 and encodes 954 amino acids. Gene Ontology annotation, biological process: proteolysis. Gene Ontology annotation, molecular function: serine-type endopeptidase activity.
AUUCUUACCAUAGCAUACUUUUCGUGUCAGGUCCGCAGAGUUGACGUCUCGCACGUCUGAGCCUAGAACUUAGGAUAACUAUCAUCCAAGCCUGCGAUGUCAUUGAAUCACUAUUCUGCUACUGGUUACCAGCAGGAUUUGAUCAAAAUCCUGCGACGUCAACUACCGAAACUCGAAGAUGAAGAAGAAGGAACUGAAAUUGACGAGGCGUUCCUGAAUCGACAAUUAUUCGAUGCUCACCUGCGGCAUGUAGUUUACCGCAACGACUUCGAAGAUGAGGACAUUGACCUUCUCCCUUUCGAGACGGCCGAAAUACUUCAGGAAAAGCUCAAAGAACUUUGCCAAUUGUUGAAUACGAGCACCAAUGAUAACAUUCAAUCUCCGACACAAUCUCCGACAGAAAAUCUUGCAAGUUCUGACAUCCAUUCUGAGGAAGCAGGAGAUUUUAGGCGACUGAAACAAAUGCUGCUUUUAGUCGAUAGGUCUAAAGGCCCAUUUCAGCUAGCAACUGGGGACAAACAUUCACUUUUCAGGUUUGAUUCGCCAGCAGCUACCCGGAAGGCGCGUACUCUGGUCCAAGACUUCAAUCACUUUCUCAACAAUAUAUAUCAGAAUCCUCCCCUUGAACUGUUUCACACGGCAACGAAGAACCAAAGGGCAACUCAUGUCUGGGCGCACGCCAUAGACCUCCAAUAUCGAGCCAAAAUGGGCAAGAUACUUGAUUCACUCCAUACGGAGUUCCCGAAAUGCGAAACCUCAGAUACAGUGAACUCGCAUAAGGUCUUGAUACAGCUCAUUGACUCCGAAACUAUGCGCCAGCCUGUUUCAUUGCUUAGUCUCGACCUCUUCUUGUUCUGUCCAAGUCCCGAACAGGAACAGUGGCACAACAUCUUGUGUAGAUUCAAACAAAAUACCAUAAUACACUCAAGAGGCGAUAUAACGCUAUGCAAGCUCUUGAAGUCUUACUCAGAUCGUAGCGACGGUCUCACGCUUGUGUUUAACCAAACCCAAACCGAUUUUACCCACCAGAUAAAGGAACUUUCUUCACACAACCGAACACCCAAUAUCAAGCUUUUGGAUCUAAUCAACCGAUUCAAUGCCUUUGAAGUUCCGAGUGGAAAGAACCUAGACAAAGACAUCUUCAAAUAUUCUGAACGACGGACAUUAGCUGCGAAACUGGCGCUUAAUCUUUUGACCUUUUGUGCAUGGCAGCAUUCCUCAAUGUCCUGGGACGACAGUGAGAUUUUCUUUCUCGGGUCUUCUCCAAGUGAUUAUGAGAAAGGGAAGUCUUACAUUGAAUGCUUCCUUGGUCGAGAGUCGUCAGCUGAUACGCGAGUUGAGUCACUUGUUGCUGACCCAAUGCCCUCAUUUACUAGAUUCGCGAAGCUUCUUCUCGAAUUAGAAUAUGGGCCCCUUAUGAAUGGCGACUACAGUGAGAAGACCAACUAUGGAUACAACCUGGUCAAGGACUUUUACAAACGCGAGAUGAAGUAUGGAGACCAGUCGCGGAUCUCGUAUCUCACGGCAGUCCAGACAUGCCUUGAUUUUGACAGGAUCUAUGUACAGGAGAGAUGCAAACUUCUUACCCAACUUGAAACGGAAGAUGAGACGUGCAGGCGGAUCAUUCGUACACGUAUUGUGGAGAACAUCAUGAAUGACCUGGAUACCUCUGUUCAGCGACGAUUAAAACAUCAUCGCCGAAUGUCCUCAAUAUCCAAUCCCGACUCCAACAGCAGUAACGACCAGAAAUUCGAGGGCACGGGCAAACACUUCGGUCGCCAACGAAAGCGUAUGAAGAAUCUGGCUCUAGCAUCAAUAUGCUCUGAGAACCCCCAUGGCACUCGAGAGGAUUCUCGGAAGAGAGCUGAACAUAGCCGGACUGACGUAAAGUCGGGCAAAACACCAUUAAAUAUCAUUAAUGUCCAAGAGCAUCGUCCCAAAAUUGUCCCUCGAGAGGCUCCCCAAUAUUUCGGGGAGCAUGGAGAGCUUAUGCUGAAAAGGUCCGUAUCAACUGCGUCGGCAACUUGGUUCGAAAAGUUCGACAACUUAGACAGAUUUCUUACCGCGACUUGCGAGGAGACUGACAAAAGAUAUGAGCAAAACCGUGUAAAAAUCGCGGUUAUUGACUCAGGUCUCAAUGCCGAACGCCAAAACGAUGCAUAUAUCACCUAUAGGAACUUCAUUCCUGAUGAAAAGCGCAAUCCAGCGUUUCGAGACGACCCUCAGCAUGGUACUGACUCUGUGGAUCUUAUCCGUAAGAUUUAUGGUCGCGCACAUAUCUACGUAGCAAAGGUAUUCCAAGCAACCGAGGCAGACGCUAACACUUCAACUUAUAUGGCUCAUGCAGUCCAGUGGGCUAUUGAGCAAGAAGUCAACAUCAUCAGCAUCUCUGCUGGCUUCCGCAGAGGCGAAAACGAAUAUUUGAGUCGCAAGAUAGAAGAGGCCACAGCAGGAGGUGACAGGCCAGAAAUCCUUGUAUUUGCUGCCGCUUCCAAUUCGCAAAAUAUCCACAAGGUCGCCUUUCCAGCCAACAUGGAAGAUCGAGUGUUCUGCAUCUUUUGCUGCAACGGUGGACUGGUGCAUUCCAGGCAGUGGAAUCCUAGUGCCCUACCUAGUCCUCGCAACUUUGCCAUGCUAGGUGAGGAUGUUGAGUUGCAUUCGGGAAGAACACUGGCCGGGGGAACUUCAAUUUCCACCGCUUUGGUAGCAGGUCUCGCGGCAAAGCUGCUGGAUUUCUCUCGCCAGCCCCAAGUUCGCGAUCGGAGAACAUUACUUGGACGUAAGAUGCAGAAAAGAGCGGGAAUGAGCUUAAUCUUUCGGGCCAUAGCUUCAAAGGGGAAUGAUGGGUACCAAUACCUGGAGCCAUGGGAGAUCCUACCUGAUCUCAAGGGUCGAAGCCGGAGCAGUGUGAGAGAGGGAAUAUGUACAAUUAUUGAGAAGGCUGUGCAGUAUAUCUGUUAGUAUUAUCAUGAAUGGUGGUGUGGUAAAAUAGAGAUCAUCACCAGCGGCCGGUAUAUGAUAUCAAUUAGCACAAUAUCAAUACGUAUCAGUUGAAAAUAGAUUACUGAUCGGCUUAAGUCCU